This is a messenger RNA of Musa acuminata AAA Group (dessert banana), 2948 nucleotides long. Its product is annotated as protein LONGIFOLIA 2-like. The transcript has 3 exons. The record is from RefSeq and is a predicted model, not a curated record. Gene Ontology annotation, biological process: regulation of monopolar cell growth. Bases 130 to 2559 code for a protein of 809 amino acids. NCBI's taxonomy places the organism in Eukaryota, Viridiplantae, Streptophyta, Magnoliopsida, Zingiberales, Musaceae.
AUGAAUGAAUGCAGCGCACAAGCCUCCCAUGUGUAUGCGUGUGUGAGGUGUGAGCUGGAGUCUGGAAAAGAGGUUGAGAUCUGACCUGAGACGGGCGGCGGAGAAUCCGUGUAGAAGGAAGAGCAGGAGAUGACGCCCGGCGUUGUUGGCCAUGGAGGUGUCCUAGAGGAGCCGCGCCUCGAGCGGCAGAUGGGGUGCAUGGCUGGGUUCCUCCAUCUGUUCGACCGCCACCAAAUCCUCGCCGGAAGGCGCCGCUACUCCACCCGAAGCCUCCCCACUUCCUCGGCUGCUGGAUCGAGGUCGCCGUCGGAGAGUUCGGUAGCUUCCUCGGCGUCGUUGUUCAUGGAGAGCCAUCCUCCUUCGAGGCCGCUGGAGCCCCGCCCUUCUUCGCCGGAGAGAAGCUCCGUGUCGGAGACGCCGGCGAGGCGGUCGCUUCCGCUGCCGCUCCCGAUCUUCGAGGUCGCGGACGGGGCGAGGACCACCUGGAGGAUCCGAGACUCUCCUAGGCUUUCUCUCGACAGCCGCGCGGUGGUUGACGCGAGAGGAAAGCUCCGACCACGGGAGAUCCGGACGGCGGUCCCCGUGACCCCCGGGGGCCAAUCUGACGCCUCCGACGCCGGGGAGGAGCAGCGGCGUUCCCCGAGCGUCGUAGUGCGGCUAAUGGGGCUCAACUCCCUGCCGAGUUCCGGCAGCGCAGGUGGAGCUGAGCUGGACGGCGCCGAGCUCCGCCGAUCCGCCUCCGAGUCACGAGUUCGGAGAGAUCCAUCGAGCUACGGAUUCGCGGACGCAGGAUCGUUCCACAAGCCAUCGCCGCAAGCGGAAGCCACUCCGAUAUCCGCCGAGGAGUUCUUUAAGACGGUCAAUCCGGCCCGAUUCCGGCUUAACGACGCCAAGAAGGCCAAGCCGGCUGCGAGAAGCACCCUGCUUCAACCGCUCCAGCGGAAGAUCUUCUUUGACGCCGAGGACUUCUUCCCGGAGCCGAAGCGGUCGGCAGCGCUCUACUGCGAGAUCGAGAAGCGGCUCAGGAUGCGAGGCAUCGACGAGCCGGCGAAAGACCUGGAGACUCUGAAGCACAUCCUGGAAGCGGUCCAGCUCAAAGGGCUCCUCCACUCCAAUCUGUCGGACCACCACGUCAUCGAUCGCCGCAAUCUCACGUACGACCACGAGGGCCGGAUCCACCGCGACUCCCCGAUCGUCGUCAUGAAGCCGACAUCCAGGUCCCCGCGGCGGCCAUCGAGCGAGCCGCCACCUCCCAGAUCCGGCGCAGCUUGCAAGAGCGCAGGGCCGGUCCGGCGUGAGCGGGCGGCGGUGGAGCGGACCAUCAAGGAAGGAAAAGAACGGAAGUAUCGAGCGCCGAUAUCGCCCGAGAGCCCAAGCUCGGCGGUUCAUCGAAGGCCGUUGAACGCAGCGGCCCAGAAGAGUGCACAACCGCAGCGGAGGGUCUCGACCGUCGGUUCCCCAAAGUCUAGUCCGAAGAGGGUGGGUUCGGAUCCGCUGGCCGUCCGAUCGCCGAGGAGCCGGAGGCCAACGUCGGCUUCACCUGCCGAGGAGAAGGUCCACGCACCGGCGGAGGACGAUUCCUCCACCAGCCUUUCCGAGAGUAGCAUCAGCGCGUCGUCUCAAUUAGACUUGGAGGUACAACAACCUUUUCCGUCUCCACCAACGCAAUCCCGCAACAUUUCAUGGAGUUUCGAGUUUGUAGUGACACGGAUGGUGGAUGAUCAUUUGACGCAGAGAUCGAGGGCGGAGGACUGCAGAUCAGGGGCAAGCCUGCUGGAGCGAUGCGACAAGCUGUUGCACAGCAUCGCGGCGUUCACCGCGGCGGACCAGCAGCCGAGCCCCGUCUCGGUGCUCGAUUCGUCGUCGUACCUCGGCGACGACGGCUCGCCUUCGCCCUCUCCCCUCGCCAAGCGUUCCAUCUACUUCAAAGAUCAACUGGCAGCCGACGAGUGGGAGGAGUUGGCGUGGUCUCCACCGGCUUCAACGAAUCAUGGUGACGCGGACGGCGGGCCCGACGCAGUAGACCACGACUACGCCUACGCGCACGACGUCGUGCGCGCCUGCCGCCGCUACGGGGACGUGUCCGACGACGUGUACGCGGUCCUGGAGAAGGGCUGCCGCCGGCGCCGUGCGGGCGACGCGACCAAGGCCGCCCGCCUCCACCGCCGGCUCCUCUUCGACACUGUGGCCGAGAUCCUGGACCGCAAGCGCCGGGUGUCCCCCUGGGAGGCCUUCUCGAGCCCCCCCGCGGGAGGCGGCGGGGAGGGGGAGGAGGAGGAGGAGGCACUGCUGCGGCAGGUGUGGGCUGAGGUGCGGCGCAUCCGUGAGCAGGUGGCGGAGGACGACCAGGACGCCGUCGCCUGCUGCGCCGUGCGGAAGGACAUGGCCGGAGGGCUCGCCGCCGACGGGUGGGCCCGCCACGCCGCCGAGAUGUCCGACGCCAUCCGACAAAUCGAGCGGCAGAUCUUCAAGGACCUCGUCGCGGAUACCAUCCACGACCUCGCCGCCGGCGUCCCGGAGUCCCGCCCCCUUCUCCCCCGCCGCAAGCUCGUCUUCUAGAUAACCAAACCAAGACAAAUAAAGAGGGCAGAAAAAAAAGGCGGAUAUGUUGUGAUGACGUAACAAAAGGGCAAAAGCGUUGUUUUCGGUAAUGUGUGGGACCGGUCCGAAAUGGGCUUCGGCCAGAGUUGGAGCCCACGCGUCCAUUGUAUAUUUGGGAUUGGGUUUCGUUAAAAGGAAUGGUUUGUUUUGGGGCCCAAAUAGCAGACGUGCUGUAGAACGUGUGAUUGGGACAUUCGAAUCACAGAUGAGUUUAGUACGAGACCAUUGGUCGGUGGAGUCGACGCAACCCCCUCCACCUUCGUGGAAAAGCUAGAGUAGUUUCAGCGCAGACAGGGGUUGACAAAUGCUCCUCCUCUCCCAGAAGAAAAUUGCCAACACUCUUUCUU